This is a messenger RNA of Platichthys flesus (European flounder), 3295 nucleotides long. RefSeq names its product STKc_SGK domain-containing protein. The transcript has 13 exons. Gene Ontology annotation, molecular function: ATP binding; protein serine/threonine kinase activity. The record is from RefSeq and is a predicted model, not a curated record. NCBI's taxonomy places the organism in Eukaryota, Metazoa, Chordata, Actinopteri, Pleuronectiformes, Pleuronectidae. Gene Ontology annotation, biological process: protein phosphorylation. Bases 149 to 1429 code for a protein of 426 amino acids.
AGGAACGCGCUCAGGGGUGUUUUGGAACCGCGCGCGUCUGGAGCGGACACGACACGUUUGACUGACGGCUGGAGGAGAAGCGCACUGUCCGUGUUUCUGAUUCCUUUUUCUCUUUCCACCGGAUAUAUAUAUUUACCUGUCCAUCGUCAUGGCCGUGACCGAAGCGGGAUGCGAUCUAACUUACUGCAAGAUGAGGGGGAUCGUAACCGUCCUCGCCGCUUUCAUCAAGGAGAGAAAAAUGGGGCUGAACGACUUCAUCCAGAAGCUGGUGUCCACCCCACAUAUCUGCCAGCAUGUGGAAGUGAACACUCUCAUGAAGAUUGAUGAGAAUCAAAAUGAAGAGAUGGAAAAGGAACUUCUUGAAAAUCCUAUGUGCCUCAAUUCCCGAAGUUCACUGGCUGAGGAAACUCAGAUCAAACCCUGUGAUUUUGACUACCUCAAAAUCAUCGGUAAAGGCAGCUUCGGCAAGGUUCUGCUGGCUCGACACAAAGAGUCCUGCGAAUACUACGCCGUCAAAGUUCUGCAGAAGAAGAUCAUCAUGAAGAAGAAAGAGCAAAAGCAUAUCAUGGCUGAGCGCAGCGUGCUGAUGAAGAACAUCAAACACCCCUUCCUGGUGGGACUGCACUACUCCUUCCAGACGAAUGACAAACUCUACUUUGUGCUGGACUAUGUCAACGGUGGAGAGCUGUUCUACCACCUCCAGAGGGAGAGGGUCUUCCUAGAGCCCAGAGCCAGGUUUUACGCGGCUGAAAUCGCAAGUGCGCUGGGCUACCUCCACUCCCUGCACAUAGUGUACAGGGACCUGAAGCCGGAGAACAUCCUGUUGGACUCGCAGGGCCACAUUGUGCUGACAGACUUUGGUCUCUGCAAGGAAGGCGUCGAGGCAAAUGGUACCACGACGACCUUCUGCGGGACGCCAGAGUACUUGGCCCCCGAGGUUCUCCAGAAGCGGGCGUACGACCGCACCGUCGACUGGUGGUGCCUGGGAUCGGUGCUCUACGAGAUGCUCUACGGACUUCCUCCAUUCUACAGUCGCAACACGGCGGAGAUGUACAACAACAUCCUGCACAAGGCGCCUGUGCUCAAGCCCAACGUGUCCAACGCAGGCCGGGAACUGCUUGAGGGGCUCCUGCAGAAGGACUGCACCAAGAGGCUGGGAGUCAAGGAUGAUUUUCUUGAGCUCAAGUUCCAUUCCUUCUUUUCUCCAAUCAACUGGGACGACCUGAUGGCCAAGAAGAUCAUCCCUCCUUUUAUCCCCUCAGUGUCUGGUCCCACAGACCUGCGACACUUUGACCCAGAGUUCACCCACAUGCCCGUGUCCUCCUCCCUGUGCAACGACACCCUGGCUGUGACGAGCAGCAUCAGGGAAGCAGCCGGAGCCUUCCCGGGUUUCUCCUACGGGCCUCCAGCGGACCUCUCCUUCAUGUGAACGGCUAAACCUCUGCACACCUGUCAAGAAGAGUGGAAGAGACACAGGACUCUGGAUUGAGAGCCUGACAUUGGCAGCAGGGCCACACACUGACAGAGGGGACGCUGCAACUAGGGCCUGAUAAAUGGAUUUAACUGAUCGUGAACCACGAGGGGCAGGACAUGAGGGGUCUUGUGCAGGACUUCUGAUGGGGACUCAUGUUUUUACACCACCAGCCCAUCUCCUCUGCCUCAAGCACCCACAUCCACAAUACAUGUGUGCCAAGAAUGGAUGCACACUGAGGUCGUGAAACAUCUCGCUCUCGUGGUUCUGGACCUCACAGAUACUGGUGAGGUGAAGUGAGGAGAAGUGCCUGAGGUUCACAAGGCAGUCUGGAUGAUGGCGGCAGUGGUAGCGGAGGCUUUGGCCAGGAAGAGCCAGCUUUAUCAAAACCCACACAACCAUUUCAUUGGUUUGGACUCUGUUCGCCCGGGGGCGAUGGCCGUAUCAGGGUGAUGCCUUCAUUACAUUACAUGUCGAAAUAACGUCUUUUAAUUUCAUAAUGCAUUGAUAUUUUUUCAUGUGAAUGCUCUAUUGCACUUGAGGAAACAAGGGUCGGGAAAAGUGAAACCUUCUGCUUAAAAAGCUUCAGCAAACUUCAGCUGCAUAUCUCUCCACUUUGAGUUUCAUCUCUCUACAGAGGAAUUGUGGCAUUUCAAUAUUGCACAUAAGUAAUGAUAGUUGGACCAAACUGUAAACUAGGAUAUACUUCAUCAUUUGACGACACUUCCUUUUGACCUGCUUGUCCUCAUAAAACCGAAGAUCAAAGUUUAACUGUACUGUGUAGAAGAAAAAGUUACUUAUAUUUUAUUACAAAACCAAAAUGGUUUUCCAUGUUUUGAAUAACCACAAACAUUCACUCUCUACUUUUAAUAAAAUCGUAUAUUGUAAUUUAAUUAUAAAUGUUUCCUAGUAUAAAUACAUAUAUAAAACAAAUGAUUAAAUUAAAUCCUAUUUCCUGUAGGCAGUUUUUUUUCCACUCACUCAUCCACAACUAGUGACUGUGUUAAUCCAUAUCUACUGUUCACACCCAUAAUCUCAUUGAUUCAUAUGUUCAACCAGCAAUAACAGGCCCACAUCAAUGAUAGCACACACUGUAUAUCAAUCGUAUUUGAAGUUACUGAUUCAAGUGAUUGCUGUUUGUUUGCAAACACUCCAGAAAAUAUAAGAAAUCUACGAUUACAAAUGUUUUUUUUGUAUUUAUGCAUCGUGUAGAGAAGAAGUGUGAAUGUCUUGUGCCUGUCCAAGGCGGCCUGAUCCAUGUAUACUGUAUGCACAUAUCUCUUUACCCUGAACCUCUCGGUCCCUUUGAUAGAAAGUAAUCUGUAUUUCUUUUUUAAAGUGCUUGAUUAUUUUUACCCGAGCAGGCGCUGGCUCUCAGACAACGACCGACUCCAUAACAUGAUCUUGGAAAGUGCAAUAAAAUCUUGUUAACGCGUAAAAGAAUAAUAAUGAUUUGAUCUCUUAAAAGCAAAAGUGUGAUUUGUAAUUUAUGUUCUGACAUUUAUUAAAUUAUUAAUAGAGGAUCUUCUUCUUCCAACUGUUCAUGAUGACUUUGUUUUGACCAAUUUAAAGGUUUUUACAUACAGAAGAUGCAUUUCCAGGCCUGCUGAAGAUUAAUAAUAAAACAAUAAUAAGGCAACACACAGCUCUAGAAAACUUAUCUUCCAUAUUUGGAAGCGUUCCUUUUUUUGUUUUGUAUUUUUAAUGUGUAAUUUAUUUUCAUGCCACUGCUACUGUGUAAAAGAGUUUGAUUUACAUGAUCAACUGAAAUACUGAACUGUAAUCUGUCAGAAAUGGCAAAUAAAAUCUUUAAGGAGUUGGAAA